Molecule: messenger RNA, 363 nt
Organism: Rangifer tarandus platyrhynchus (Svalbard reindeer)
Lineage: Eukaryota; Metazoa; Chordata; Mammalia; Artiodactyla; Cervidae
Source: the annotation of a GenBank genome assembly
AUGGGCAUCGGAAAAGAACGCUUUGCUGUCAAUUUUGCUAAACCAGGGCAGUCUAACCUGAUCCCCGAGGGCCUUCCCUAUUUCUGGUACCGAAUCCAGAGGACCGUUUGGGGAACCCUGCAUCCCUUCAACCAACGCCCGAUGCUCAGGUUUGAGAGCUACCAGGGCCCCGAGUGGUUAAGUUGCUGUUAUCAGAUUUUAGCUAUUUUACACUCUUGCAAUGAGGAAUUAAUUGAUUUAGAUUUGUGGUCAAGAGCAGGUGAUGGAGCAGGAGAUGGAGUGGGCAAUGAUAUGGUGCUUCAAGCAGCCAUGAUUAAUCUUGGAGACGUGGAGGUGCAGAGGAAAUUGUUAAAGAGGAUGUAG